CCAACACACAGACCAACGAGCUCAAUUGACGCGUAUAAAGCAGCCUUAAAAGACGUUGUAAGAGUACAGGGGAAGCCUCUACCAUCACCAAAGUCUGUACCACAACAGUUACCUCUAUCCAGAUCGCGUACACAGGAUGGAGCAUAUCCCCAGAGUAAUUCCGAUGAUGGUGCGAGGAAGUCAGCAGCUAGGAUGUCUAGAUCAAACACAACAGAUUCAAAGACAGGAAAGAAGCCUGGAAAGCACUUUGAUGUAAUUGAUAGCUGGGACGUAACUGCUGUAACUGGAUCUGCCCUAUGGCAUCAUGAUAGUCCGUAUGACGCAGCAUCACCUUCACGUAAUGAUUCACAUAAAGCACCUGUGAAAGCAUUUAAUGCACAAAUGAUGCAUGAGUCACGUGAAGUAAAACCAGCAGAGACGGAGGAUGAAAGAGAGAAUAGGUUGAGAGAAGAGAAGAAAAAGCGUAAUCCAUUGUUAGAAGUUUGGGGUAAACAUGAAGAGGAACCUUGGGAAGCAUUUAGCGCUGGUGCAAAGAAUUUACCAUCAGGUGGCGCACGUGUAACUUCCGACAUGUAUCAAGAAUCACCUCUUUUACCACCAAAACCGACAAGGAAACCUAGUACGAGAAUACCCCCACCGCGACCAAUCAAGAUGGAUGAUGAGAUUGAUCCUGACAAGCCAAUACAAUGGUCAGGUGGUAGUACAAGAAGAUCAUCUGUGGGACCAAGUGACACCAUGAGACGUAGUCAAUCUUUACUCAAGAGGUGGAAGAGUAGCAGAAGAUCACCUAAAUCUCAAAGUGGUGGAAAUUCAACCGCAAGUCAAACACCUUCAAUUUCACCAUCACCAAGUGCAUACGAUAAGAACUUACCGGAGCCACCAACAGGGAAAAGCGAGAAAGAAGAAACACCACCACCAGAAACUCCGAUCAAGGAGAAAGAGAACGAAAGCGAGCCUCUGUUAACUAGAAAGAGAAGUCUGUUAGAUAAAGUGAAAGUGCUCGGUAAAGGUGUUAGAGUACGCUCAAAGGAUGCCAAGGUAGCCAAUUAAAUUGAGAUCAUCACUAAUAAUAAUAAAUAAUUGUACAAUAAAACUAGUCUAAUCAAUUGUUCAUUUAAAGCAUCUAACGUAGGCUUCCAUUCCGAUGACUUCUUGUAAGUUGAUGCAGUUGUCACGUAGAAAUAAUUUGAUAACUUCUUCAUCUUUACCUGCUAGUCUAAUAACGGAAGCGUCCUUGUUGAUUGGAGUGUAAGACCAUAAAACAUCCAUUCCAAUGUCGAAUCUCCCGUUUAAUACGGCAUUUUGCUUAUCGUAUGCAUGUUCGAACGCCCGUCUUACAUCUUCGGUUUGUUUUCCAAGUAAAAUAAGUAACCCGUAAACAUGAAAAGGUCCCAUUCUCUUUUCUAUAUCCGGUUUCGCGACAGUUUGAGCGUCUCUGAUUAUUAAAACAUCAUCAAUGUAUAUGUUAUUAAUGGAAGUGUAAGUAUCGAAUUGCCAUGAUUCACCACGUGCACUUCUACCACUUGAGAAAGCAUCUAAUAUGACAGCAGAUGAUGUAGAGUGUAAGUAGAAAUUCUGUUUUUGUUUAUACCGCGACUGUGCGAAUGGUUGAACGGGAUCAGGAAGGGAAAUAAUCAUGCAACCGGGAUCAACAGUGGUUGAUAAUUUCUGUUGGGAUGUCUUUAUACCAUCGCUUUUGAAAACUUUUGUUGAUCCUUGAGUGAGUAGUAGGAGAGUACUACCAUCUUGGACUUUUACUCCGAGGUUGCAUAUAUCACCCGCAACCAAUCCACCCCCAUAUUGAAGACUAUAGCAUAUACCGAUUCUCGCUGGACCACUCCGUAUAGUCGGUGCGAUAAGUUUGAGCGGAUAGGAUGCAGUUAAAUCUGAGAAAUAAGUGCGAUAACCAUCGCUAGUUAUAGAAAUGUUACCAAAUAUACUCUUGAAAUCGUUAUUUAUAUUCUCCAUAGUCCAUCUGAUAGUGGUUGUCUGUCUACAAGAAAAAAAAAGUUUAUGGAAUGACUUUCUUAAGCCAAAUUUCUAAAUCAGCCAACUCCUCUUGACAAGCGCCGUGUCCAAUUCCAUCGUAUUUGUUGAAUGAAAUACCGCCAUUAGUUGGUUUAUCUGAAUCGACGGUUUUGAAUCCUAAACUUUUGAUAUACUCGUUUGUCAAUUCCGCGUACUUUGGAUUCACGACUGGGUCAUCACUACCGUGUGCUUGGAAGAUAGGUAAAAGCUGAUGGUGUGGACCCAACAUACUCUUAAUCUUGUUGCGCAUUGGAAGCCAUCCACUGAGUGCGACUGUACCCGCGAGUUUACGCUCAGACGAGAGGCCAAUGAGGUAUGAUAGGGCGCUUCCCUGACUAAAUCCACCGAUAACGAUGCGAUCUGAAGGGAUUCCGUUGUCAACUUCUGCUGUAAUCAACUUAUUCAACUCUGAGCUGCUCUUGAGUAAACCAUCCUCGUCGUCUGUACCCUCCAAAGUUAAACUUGUCAAGUCAAACCAGGAUGGCAUUGACAUUCCACCGUUUAGUGUUACUGGUUGGGAUGGUGCGUGAGGGAGGAUAAAUUUCACGUGUGGUAGACUCUGGCUGAGGAAUUCAGCAACUGGUUUCCAACCGUAGCCGCUGUCAC
This is a messenger RNA of Wallemia mellicola CBS 633.66, 2634 nucleotides long. RefSeq lists its product as hypothetical. The record is from RefSeq and is a predicted model, not a curated record. Bases 193 to 1050 code for a protein of 285 amino acids. Gene Ontology annotation, cellular component: cytoplasm. NCBI's taxonomy places the organism in Eukaryota, Fungi, Basidiomycota, Wallemiomycetes, Wallemiales, Wallemiaceae. The transcript has 3 exons.